UAAACCGGAAGCACAACUUGAAUGCUCUGCUCUUCCACUUCCGGGGCGGCGGCGGCGGUUGCCAGGGCAACGACUACUACUACGAGGACGACUACUACGACUAGGCCUCUGUUGCCAUGGCGACGAGGACCUCUUGAAGUUGCGGCCUGCGAGGGACCAAAGAAAGCAAACCGCCGGGCAAGAUGUUUAUCUAUUUGAGCAAAAAGAUUACAGUUCCUGGCAAUUCUAGAUUGAAAUCUAUUUCUUGGAGCAAGGAUCAGGGCUAUAUAGCCUGUGGUGGUCAAAAUGGUCUGCUGAAAGUUUUAAAAUUAGAGAUGAAACCAGAUGACGGCAAAUUAAAGGGACUUGCAGUACCUAGCAAUCUCUCAAUGAAUCAGUCACUUGACGGACACACUGGUGCUGUGCAAGUAGUGACAUGGAAUGAACAGUAUCAAAAAUUAACCAGCAGUGAUGAGCAUGGUCUUAUCAUUGUCUGGAUGAUGUAUAAAGGGUGCUUGGUAGAAGAGAUGAUCAACAAUAGAAAUAAAUCUGUUGUUCGAAGUAUGGAGAUGGAAUGCGAUGGACAGAAGAUCUGCAUUAUAUAUGAAGAUGGUGCCGUAAUGUUGGUUCUUGUAGAUGGGAAUCGGAUUUGGGGAAAAGAUCUGAAAGUGCAACUCCAUCAUGUUGCAUGGUCUCCAGAUGGCAGAACUCUACUAUUUGGAAUGGCAAAUGGAGAAAUACACAUCUAUGACAAGCAUGGGACUUUUAUGAUGAAAAUGAAAAUGAACUGUUUGGUGAAUGUAACUGGAGCAUUCAGCAUUGCUGGAAUACAGUGGUAUCCUGGAACAGAGGGCUACGUUGAACAAGAUUGUCCUUGUCUUGCUAUUUGUUUUGACAAUGGAAGAUGCCAAAUAAUGAGACAUGAGAAUGAUCAAAAUCCCGUCUUGAUCGAUGGUGCACUGAAUGUUGUGAGUGUCCAGUGGAACCACUGUGGAAAUGUGCUGGCUAUUGCAGGCUUCCAGAAGAACGCCACACAAGAGAAAGAUAUAAAUGUUGUGCAGUUCUACUCUCCAUUUGGUGAGCAUUUGCGUACACUAAAGGUUCCAGGCAAACAAAUAGCAGCUCUCUCUUGGGAAGGAGGAGGCCUAAAAAUAGGACUAGCUGUUGAUCAAUGUAUUUAUUUUGCAAAUAUUAGACCAGACUAUAAGUGGGGUUACUGCACUAAUACUGUGGUCUAUGCAUAUACCCGACCUGAUCGUCCAGAAUACUGUGUGGUCUUCUGGGAUAUAAAAAACAAUGAAAAGUAUUUGAAAUUUGUCAAGAGUCUGAUCUCCAUAACAACCUGUGGAGACUUCUGCAUUUUGGCAACUAAAGCAGAUGAAAAUCAACUUCAGGAGGAACAUGAGACAGAAACUAUUGGCGCAAUGUACGUCCUUGUACUUUGCAAUUCCAUUGGUACUCCUUUGGAUCCAAAAUAUAUUGACAUUGCACCAUUGUUUGUUACGAUGAAUAAAACCCAAGUGAUAGCAGCUUCAAAAGAAGCAUUUUAUAUCUGGCAGUAUCGUGUAGACAAGAAGCUCACAGCAAUGGAAAUUAACCAGGUGGCAAGGACUAGAAAAGAAGGCAAAGAGAGGAUUUAUCAUGUAGAUGAUAGCCCUUCUGGAGCAGGUGAUGGAAUCCUUGACUAUGCUAAAGUCCUACAAGGAACAAGGGAUCCAAUCUGUACAAUAACAGCAUCUGAUAAGAUACUUAUUAUUGGACGAGAAUCUGGCACCAUUCAGAGUUACAGGCUUCCUAAUGUUGGCUUAAUUCGAAAGUAUCUUCUAAACUGUCGACCUUAUCAACUGUCCCUGAAUUGCACAUCCAGUCGUCUUGCUAUCAUAAACAUGUUAGGAAUGCUGAUUUUCUUUGACUUGGAGACUCGAGUAACAGAUGCUUCAGGAAGCCAAGUGAUAGGUGAACAACUCAAACUGGAACGCAAAGAUGUUUGGGAUAUGAAAUGGGCCAAAGAUAAUCCGGACCUAUUUGCUAUGAUGGAGAAAACAAGAAUGUAUGUGUUCAGAAACCUGGAUCCUGAGGAACCCAUUCAAACAUCUGGAUACAUUUGCAACUUUGAAGAUUUAGAAAUUAAAUCAGUGUUAUUGGACGACAUAUUUAAGAAUCCAGAACAUCCAAAUAAGGAUGAUAUACUUAAUUUUGAAAUUAGAUCACUACGAGAUGCUCAAGCAAUUCUUAAGGAAGCUGGGAUUGCAGAGUCCACCCAAUUCAUUGAAGAAAACUCACAUCCAAGACUCUGGCGUCUGUUGGCUGAAACAGCCCUCCAGAGACUUGAUCUCCAUACUGCUGAGCAAGCAUUUGUGCGCUACAAAAAUUAUCAAGGCAUUAAGUUUGUAAAGCGUCUUCGAAAUCUUCAAAGCGAAUUACUGCGGCAAGCUGAAGUGGCUGUUUACUUUGGGAGAUUUGAAGAGGCUGAAAGAAUGUAUUUGGAUAUGGACAGAAGAGAACUUGCUGUUGACUUGCGACUCAAGCUAGGAAAUGGAUUUCGAGUAGUGCAGCUGUUGCAGACAGGCUCAGGACAUGGAGAUGAUAAUCUUCUUGAGCAAGCACACAAUGAAAUUGGGGACUACUUUGCAGACAGACAGAAAUGGGCAAAUGCUGUUCCUUAUUAUGUACAAGGUAGAAAUCAUGAACGCUUAUCUGAAUGUUACUAUAUGCUGGAAGACUAUCAGGCAUUAGAGGAUUUGGCUAACUCACUUCCAGAAAACAACAAGUUGCUUCCUGAUAUAGCCCACAAGUUUGUUACUGUAGGUAUGUGCGAACAAGCUGUAACAGCUUUCCUCAAAUGUAACAGACCAAAGGAUGCAGUAGAUAUCUGCGUAAAUCUCAACCAGUGGAGUAAAGCUGUUGAACUAGCUAAGCAACACAAUAUGAAAGAAAUUGGUUCCCUUCUAGCUAGAUAUGCUUCUCAGUUACUGGAAAAGAACAAACCUCUUGAUGCUGUUGAGUUGUAUCGGAAAGCCAACUAUUUUUUCGAUGCUGCUAAGCUCAUGUUCAAGAUUUCAGAUGAGGAAGCUAAAAGAAGGACCAAACCAUUGCGUGUCAAAAAGCUGUAUGUUAUGUCAGCUUUACUUGUGGAACAGUAUCACGAACAAAUGAAAAAUGCACAGAGGGGGAAAAUGAAAGGAAAGACUUCAGAGGCUACUUCAGCAUUGGCUGGUUUGCUGGAGGAAGAUGUUCUUUCUUCAGACAGUCGCUUAAUCGAUCAUGCUUGGCGAGGAGCUGAAGCUUACCAUUUUUUUAUACUUGCCCAGAGACAGCUGUAUGAGGGUUAUGUAGAUACAGCAAUGAAGACAGCCAUUCAUUUGAGGGAGUACGAAGACAUUAUUCCUGCCGUGGAGAUCUAUUCCCUGUUGGCUCUCUGUGCAUGUGCUAACAGAGCAUUUGGUACCUGUUCAAAAGCUUUUGUUAAACUGGAAUCUUUAGAAAACCUUACCCAGGAGCAAAGGCAGCAGUAUGAAGAACUUGCUCUGCAGAUAUUCACGAAACACUACCCUAAAGAUAACAAAAAGUCAGAACUGGAUAGCCUUCUUGAAGAGGGAGAAGGAAAGCUUCCAACAUGUGUUGCUACAGGAAGACCAAUUACAGAGUAUCAGUUCUGGAUGUGCAAUAUAUGCAAGCACUGUGUGCAAGCCCAAGAAAUCAGCAACUACAACUUCUGCCCUCUCUGCCACAGCUCAGUAGCCUAUUAAUCAUAGAGAAUACCUUUGUGUUGGUAUGCAUAACACACUGUUUGUGGUUUGAAAUGUUUAGAAACCCUAUUAAGAUGCUUACAGGGAGGCUGUAUCCCUAAAAUAAAACCAAUUUAAUGUGCUGUCCAUGCCUAUAAAAAGAAUGUGAAUCAUUUCUUCAAAAUAGCCUCAAUAUGGAAAAACACUGUUUUCAGUGGCCCAUGACUGAGCACAAAUACAAUCUCUGCCCCGCUGUUCUUUUUGUUUACUUUACAGACAGUCCUCUCUGUUUCAUAAGGUUGGCAUCCUUCAGUUUUAUACAUAUACAUAGAACUGUUUUUAGUUAUUUUGGAGAUGGUGAUGGGCUCUUAAAGGAAAUAAUUUUGUGACAGCAACCAAAGUUAAUAAGCACUAGUUUUACAAAACCUAAUUUCUCUCUUUGGCAUUUUACACUUAGAUGGAAAGUCUGCUUACAUUAUGCAUAAAAUAAUUAUGCAGAUGCUACUUUCUGAGCACAGUACUGAAAAAAGGACAUGAAAAAAACAAUAUCCAAUUAUAGGCAUUCUGAUCAAAAGACAUGUGCACAGAUCAGUGAUAAGAGCAUAUAAAGCCCUUUUUAAAUUGUUGAAAUCUGUCCAGUUAUCUGGCUGGUCAGGGGCAAGGAGGAGGAAACUAGGGAUCUGAAUGCAAGCCCAUACUAUAUGUCCUGAAGAAUAGAUUGGUAAGCAGAAUAUGAGCUUUGAAAGGUUUAUAUUCUACUUCGCUCCAGAUUUUGUAUUGAGAGGGGGGGACCUGCUAGAUACAAAUGCAAUCUGGCAUCCCACCAGAUGGGAACCCCCUCAAAUAGGUUGUUGGCCAGUGAUACCUCAUGAUAUGAGGAGAAUGUGCACUUCCUCUGGCCAAAGCAAGAUAAUUCCCAUCUCCUGACAAUGUGCCACUAGCACUGUGGUUGACUGAAUCGGUGUUAGAGAAAUUACCUUCUCCCAACAAGUUCUGGUCCACCUUCUGACAAUAUGUGUGGUCAUCCAAUUCUCUGGUGUUUUUCUCCCCAACAGGUAACCCUGCUGGUUUGCAUCCUGAAAGACCUCAUUAUUUUUUCCAUUUCUUUAACUGAUAGUUGCAUCACCAGCAGUUAUGCAGAACUGACUACAGUUAACGAUUGGACUCCAUCAGUGUAAACAGGAGAAACUUUAUGUUAGAUGGGUAAAUUCUUUCUCAUCAGAGAAUUUGUCAGAACCUUGUUUACUUGUAAAAAAAAUUGGAUCCAGAUUUAGGAUUUGGUAACUGGAGUGGCAGAAAUGUAUUUCCCUCAAGCAUGCCUUUACACAGAGGUUAGGAAACUGUGCUGAAUGGGGUGACUUUGGCAUGAUGGAGGUGCCUUUAAUAAGCUUAGUCCUUCUGUCCAAAGAAGGCAGAUCUCGGAUUUAUGAAAUCUAUAUAAAUAAGAGUUGGUUUCAUCAUUCUCAUGUUUUGUAUUGAAAAAUGUAAUGAAACAUGUAUCUUUUUAUAUUUAAGUAUAAAUAUAAGCUUCCUCUGGUGUGAUAAUAUGGUUAGUGAAAUACACAUGUAUAAAAAUAAAUGAAAAUUUAAUUUGUUCUGUCCCAUUGUUAUAUACAGUAUUGUCUUUCCCCCAAUAUGCACUCAAGCAAGUUUUAUAACAAAUACAAACGUAUUUAACAACUACUUGGUUAUAUAUGCCCCCCAACCCACCUGAACAGCCCGUAUCUGCACUGGACAAAGAAGAUCUGUUCAACUGCUGAUCAGGGCGCAAGCAGGAUGACAUAUCCAGUCCCUGUACACCAGCCAAUGGAGCUGUGACAAAGAACUGCAACAAAGAUUGUGCUUCUGAUUAUCUCAGCCUCACUUGUUGGUGGAAUUGAACUGGAAACAUCACUCUUCUUGCUCCCCGACCAACAGGCGAACAGAACUCCUUUGCUUUCUGUGGCUGCUGGCUGUUAAGGUGGGAUUCAAGGUGGCAGUUACUAUGUAAAAAUACAGUUACAAUAAGACUGUGUAGCCUUAAUGUGUAUGGAGCAGUUACAGACCCAUAACUCGAGUUUACAAAUCUAUAGUACAGAAUGCCAACUCUAUUAGAAAAAGUUAAGCAAAAUAUACAACAGUGUGUGGACAAAGAAAACUGAUAGAUGGAAUAUUACACAUGUCAACAUUUUUAUCAGUAAGAAUAAAAUUGUGAGUAUAUCUUGUUAUUUUCAAAUAGAUACAUUUUUAUACUGCAUUGUUUGAUUAUCAACUGACUUGGGUCAACUUUCAAUAAACUAGACUAUAUGAAUGAAAGUACUGGUGUAUGCAUUCACAAAAUGAACAGAUGCAUUAAUUAAAA
Molecule: messenger RNA, 6048 nt
Organism: Sceloporus undulatus (fence lizard)
Lineage: Eukaryota; Metazoa; Chordata; Lepidosauria; Squamata; Phrynosomatidae
Gene: WDR35
Product: WD repeat domain 35
Exons: 28
Coding region: 183-3728 (1181 amino acids)
Biological process (GO): protein localization to cilium; non-motile cilium assembly; intraciliary retrograde transport
Cellular component (GO): intraciliary transport particle A; non-motile cilium
Molecular function (GO): protein binding
Source: RefSeq, a predicted model, not a curated record